This is a messenger RNA of Owenia fusiformis, 1110 nucleotides long. Lineage: Eukaryota; Metazoa; Annelida; Polychaeta; Sabellida; Oweniidae. The record is from the annotation of a GenBank genome assembly.
AUGCCUGACUACGAAACCUCAACCACCUAUAACAGGACAAUUAAAACAGUCCAAAAUGAUGAUGGGCGCAUAUUUCUACCCGUUUUCGGCCAGCCGGGAGCUUGGUUUUGGAUAAUACACAUAGGAGCGGCUUCUAGCCUCUUUAUCAGCAUCUCUUUCAGCUUUAGUUUGGUCGUUUAUCUUGGUGUAAUGGGGAAACGUCGCAAUCGAUCGUUUUGGACAUGGAAGUUACCGGAGCGCUUGGUCAUCUACCUCGCCCUUUGUGAUCUUCUUUGGAGCAUCUCUCAUAGUAUUGACCACUAUUUAAUGAUUAUCCUGUACGACCAUGUACCCGACCUCCUGUGCAUCAUCCUAGGAUUCCUUCUCAAUGAAUUGAUUUUCAUGCAGGCCAUAGUUGUGAUAUUCACCGCCAUAAAUGCGUUUGUAUUAGUCGUAAAGAACAAGAAAUUACCAUUGGGAAGAUAUGACUGGAGGUUGCUUGCCAUAUCCAUCUUGAUGCCAGCUGCCAUUGGAUUUGUCUUUGUGUAUUUUGACUUGCUCGGUCCAAGUGGAGCAUGGUGUUUGAUUGAUGGACGAAAUCCUCUCUAUGGGCUUGUGAUGUCAGUAAUGUCCGUUGCCAUGAUCUUCACUUUUCUGUUUAACCUCGGAUGUUACGCGGCAGUUAUAUUCACUGUGUGGAGGGUCACAAAAAACAUCGCCAACUUUAACAAUGAUGAGGCUGCGACAAAAAAGAAGUGCAUUGAAACUGCCAAAACGUUGGUGAUCUUCGUCAUUGCGUAUGCUGGCCAGUGGUGGGCCUAUGUUGUCUACUCGUUUUGGGCUUUUGUGGAGCUUCCACCCGAAUGGUGGACAUUAUUAACCGUUAUAUUCUCCAAUAUGGGCGGUGUAUUCAACUUUUUCGCCUAUAGCAAAUUUCGUAAAUCUCUUGUGGAGGGUCGUAGCAAAUCUGGUGCAGAUUCAUUGCCUUGUUCAUCGACUUCUACGCAUGGUAGCACGGUGACUGUUAACACGAUUACAAAACUCUAAAAGAAGGGAAGCGGAUCUCCGAAGUUGCAUGGCGGCCGUUUUUGGACACCUGCCUGGUUCAUGAUCAGAUGAAUACAGGUAUUA